Messenger RNA from Sesamum indicum (sesame), 6016 nucleotides. The record is from RefSeq and is a predicted model, not a curated record. NCBI's taxonomy places the organism in Eukaryota, Viridiplantae, Streptophyta, Magnoliopsida, Lamiales, Pedaliaceae.
CACACACAGCAAUUUCCUGAUUUCAUCAAAAGCAAAAGCGGAAAAGAUUACACCCCAUAACCAAAAAAGCAACCCCAAAAAGCCGAGAAACACAUUGAAAAUUAGAGUAAGGAAACAUGCAUAUACACGCAAGAUUCCAUGAUAAUAUAUACAUACUUUGCCCCAUGCAGUCUCACUCUUCUUCACCCCCAAGACCUUCUUGGUUUCCCACACCAUGUCAGAAAUCGUUGUUGCAGAACCCACAAAUGAUGAGCAAAAUGUUGCAAGCACCAGCAGUAGAAGAGCUUAUACCACUACAGACAAAAGGCCCUUCACAAGAUCACUUACUUCAGGGCGUGAGCAUGUUCCAGAACCCUUUGACAGUGAAAAGCUGCCCGUCACUUUGGUCUCUGAGAUUCAAAGAUUUCUUCGUGUGGCCAAUCAGAUAGAGAUUGAUGAGCCGCGGGUUGCUUAUCUGUGCCGGUUUCAUGCCUUUGAAGUAGCACAUAACUUAGACAGAAACUCAAGUGGUCGGGGGGUUCGGCAGUUCAAAACUUCUCUUCUUCAGCGGCUUGAACAGGAUGAAGAAGUUACAAUUAGAAAAAGGAGGGAAAAGAGUGAUUUACGUGAACUGCGACGCGUAUAUCGGCAGUACAAAGACUACAUCAUCAAACAUGGUGGAGAAUACACUCUGGAAACUAGAGAGAAGUUGAUCAAAGCACGUGCCAUUGCAUCUGUUUUAUUUGAAGUAUUAAACACAGUCACUUCUGCAGCAGGUUUCCAGGCCCUUGCUGAGGCUGACCCUUCAAGAUCUGAAUUCUAUGUGCCUUAUAACAUUCUUCCUCUUGAUCAAGGAGGUGUUCAUCAUGCAAUAAUGCAACUUCCUGAGAUCAAAUCUGCAAUUGCUGCUGUCCGCAAUGUUCGAGGUUUGCCUUUCUUGGAAGAUUUUAGAAGGCGAGUUCCACAUAUGGAUCUGUUUGAUUGGCUUCAGUUAUGCUUUGGAUUUCAGAAUGGAAAUGUCGCCAACCAGAGGGAACAUUUAAUUCUUCUACUUGCCAAUGCCCAUAUUCGACAAAUUCAAAAGAAAGCGCCACAGUUAGGGGAUGGAGCUGUGGAUGAACUGAUGAAGAAAUUCUUCAAAAACUAUACAGAGUGGUGCAAGUUUCUGGACAGAAAAAGCAGCAUAAGGUUGCCAUAUUUAAAACAGGAAGCCCAACAAUAUAAACUUCUGUAUAUAGCACUUUAUCUUUUAAUAUGGGGAGAAGCAGCAAACUUAAGGUUUAUGCCAGAAUGUCUCUGUUAUAUAUUUCACCAUAUGGCAAGCGAAUUGCAUGGGAUGUUGAGUGGUGCAGUAAGUUUGACAACUGGAGAAAGAGUCAUGCCCGCAUAUGGAGGAGGAUCGGAGGCUUUCCUAAGCCAUGUAGUUUCUCCAAUAUAUGAGGUUAUACAUCAGGAAGCUAUGAAAAACAGAAAUGGAACAACUGAUCAUUCAACAUGGAGGAACUAUGAUGACUUGAAUGAAUUUUUCUGGUCUCCGAAUUGCUUCCAGAUAGGUUGGCCCAUGCGUCUGGAUCAUGAUUUCUUUUGCGUAGACCCCUCAAAUGAUGGUAAAAAGAAGAAAUCUCGAAAAUCAGUGAAGACUCGUGACGAAGAGAAAAGUGAUAACAAUGAAGAUGAAGAAAUUGGAGCAACUGCAGAUGAAAAUAGGGAACCAAAGUGGUUAGGGAAGACAAAUUUUGCAGAGAUCCGUUCCUUUUGGCAAAUUUUCAGAAGUUUUGAUAGAAUGUGGAGCUUCCUUGUUUUAGCCCUUCAGGCGAUGAUAAUAAUGGCAUCCCAUGAGUUGGAAUCCCCUUUCCAAGUGUUUGAGAAGACAAUACUUGAGGAUGUUAUGAGCAUUUUUAUCACGUCAGCUGUACUUAAACUCAUCCAAGCUGUUCUUGACGUUUCCUUCACAUGGAAAGCUAGAUCCACAAUGGACUCUGCUCAUCGUCGAAAAGAUGUGCUGAAGAUAGUGGGGGCAAUGAUAUGGACCAUUGUUCUUCCUAUAUAUUAUUCUAGUUCUAGAAGAAAGUACACCUGUUAUUCUGCACAAGAUGGCAGCUGGCUUAGAGAGUGGUGCUACUCUUCCUACAUGGUAGCAGUUGGAUUUUACUUGAUUAGCAAUGCUGUCAAUAUGGUCCUCUUUCUUGUACCUGCAGUUGGAAAAUAUAUUGAGACAUCCAAUACUCGAAUAUGUACAGUCUUGUCUUGGUGGACACAGCCUAGAUUAUACAUUGGAAGAGGGAUGCAAGAGAGCCAAGUAUCUCUCCUGAAGUACACAUUAUUUUGGGUGUUGUUACUACUAAGUAAAUUUUCAUUCAGCUAUACAUUUGAGAUAAAACCACUUAUAGCACCAACAAGACAAAUCAUGAGAAUUGGGGUUAAAAACUACGACUGGCAUGAGCUCUUCCCUAAAGUCAAGAGCAAUGCUGGCGCCAUUGCAGCUAUUUGGUCUCCUAUCAUCCUUGUAUAUUUCAUGGAUGCACAAAUAUGGUAUUCUGUUUACUGCUCUGUCUUUGGUGGAGUUUAUGGAAUUUUGCACCAUCUUGGUGAAAUUCGUACGCAGGGAAUGUUGAGAAGUAAAUUUGCCACUUUGCCCUCGUCAGUCAAUGAUUGCCUUCUAGCACCGCAAGCCAAAGAUAAUAAAGAAGGAAUAAAAAAUUGGCUUUGGCACCCAGGGCUUCUGAAGGUUUUAGAAAACAAGAAGGGUGGAGUUCUGAAGUUUGCCCUUGUUUGGAACCAAAUCAUAAGUAGCUUUCGUGAGGAGGACCUGAUAAGCAACAGGGAAAUGGAUUUGAUGAAAAUGCCUAUAUCAUCUGAAUUAAUUUCUAAUCAAGUCCGUUGGCCAGUUUUUCUCUUAGCAAAUAAGUUUUCAACAGCUCUUACUAUGGCUAGAGAUUUUGUGGGGAAAAAUGACAAUCUCCUGAAAAAGAUCAGAAAGGAUAACUAUAUGUACUUGGUUGUUAAUGAAUGUUAUGAAUCACUUAAGUACAUUUUGGAUAUCCUUGUGGUUGGUGACCUGGAGAGAAGAAUUGUAUCUGGCAUAUUCGAUGAAAUUGAGGAAAGCAUUAGAAAAUCAUCACUCCUCAAGGAUGUACGUUUGAGCAAAUUACCAGUUCUACACGCUAAAUGCACUAAUUUGGUCGAGCUUCUGGAUGAGGGUAAUGAAGAUCAUCAUUAUGAAGUAGUGAAGACGCUUCAAGACAUCUUUGAGCUUGUGACAAAUGAUCUGCUCGUAAAUGGUUCCAGAACACUGGAUUUGCUCCACGCACACCAGCAACUAGAUGGAGAUGAGAUUGAGUUCUUCAGCCAUUUUGAGCCAGAAUUAUUUGCUUCAAGACAUUCCCUUCAUUUCCCCUUGCCAGAUUCUGGUCCGUUGGUAGAGAAGAUUAAGCGUUUUCAUUUGUUGCUCACUGUCAAAGAUAAAGCGAUGUAUAUACCCAAAAACCUGGAAGCUCAGAGACGGAUUUCAUUUUUUGCUACAUCUCUCUUUAUGAAUAUGCCUAGAGCUCCCAAAGUGCGCAAUAUGUUGUCAUUCAGUGUUUUAACUCCGCACUACAUGGAAGAAGUCAAGUUCUCAAAGAAGGAGCUUCAUUCAAGCAAAGAAGAGGUUUCCAUUGGCUUUUAUAUGCAAAAAAUAUUUCCAGAUGAUUGGGAUAAUUUUCUGGAGCGCCUGGGUAGUGAAAAAGUAGAUGACUCCAAUGAUGACAUCAAUGAGGAAGCUCUGAGAGAUUGGGCUUCUUUCCGAGGUCAAACUCUUAGCAGGACUGUCAGAGGAAUGAUGUAUUACCGGAAGGCCCUAAAAUUACAGGCUUUUCUUGACAUGGCUGAGGAUGAUGAUAUUCUUCAAAACUACGACGCCAUUGAUAGGGCAAAUGAUACAUUAUCAGCACAACUUGAUGCCUUAGUCGACAUGAAGUUUACUCAUGUUGUUUCAUGUCAAAUGUAUGGAUCCCAAAAAUCCUCUGGAGACCCUCAGGCACAAGACAUACUUGACUUGAUGAUAAGGUAUCCCGCUUUGCGUGUUGCCUAUGUUGAGGAGAAAGAAGAGAUUGUUGCGGAUAGACCUCCAAAAGUUUAUUCUUCUAUUCUUGUCAAAGCUGUCAAUGGUUUUGACCAGGAGAUCUACAGAAUAAAGCUCCCUGGGCCACCAAAUAUUGGAGAAGGAAAACCUGAAAAUCAAAAUCAUGCAAUAAUUUUCACGCGUGGUGAAGCUCUUCAAGCAAUUGAUAUGAACCAAGAUAAUUAUCUAGAGGAAGCUCUCAAGAUGAGAAAUCUAUUGCAAGAAUUUCUACGAGUUCAAAGGAGGAACCCUCCCACUAUACUUGGCAUGAGAGAACACAUAUUCACAGGAAGUGUUUCUUCUUUGGCGUGGUUCAUGUCCUAUCAAGAGACCAGCUUUGUGACAAUUGGACAAAGACUUCUGGCAAAUCCACUCAGGGUUAGAUUUCAUUAUGGACAUCCAGAUUUAUUUGACAGGAUAUUUCACUUGACUAGAGGUGGCAUAAGCAAGGCAUCAAAGACAAUAAAUUUAAGUGAAGAUGUAUUUGCAGGAUUCAACACUACACUACGGAGGGGGUAUGUUACGUAUCACGAGUACAUGCAAGUUGGCAAAGGCCGUGAUGUUGGACUAAACCAAAUUUCAAAGUUUGAAGCAAAAGUGGCAAACGGGAACAGUGAGCAAACUCUCAGCCGAGAUAUAUACCGCCUUGGACGUCGAUUUGACUUUUUCCGGAUGCUUUCUUUUUAUUUCACGACCAUUGGCUUUUAUUUUAACAGCCUGAUAUCUGUUAUUGGAGUCUAUGUAUUCCUCUAUGGACAGCUUUACCUCGUCCUCAGCGGUCUUCAUAAAGCACUGCUUUUGGAGGCCAAGGUUAAAGAUAUAAAAUCUCUGGAAACGGCAUUGGCUUCUCAAUCAUUUAUACAGCUCGGGCUCUUAACAGGUCUGCCAAUGGUUAUAGAGAUAGGACUUGAGAAAGGAUUCCUCAACGCCCUGAAAGAUUUUGUUCUCAUGCAACUACAGCUGGCUGCUGUUUUCUUUACUUUCUCUUACGGAACAAAAUCUCAUUAUUACGGGCGUACGAUUCUUCAUGGGGGUGCCAAAUAUCGACCCACAGGGCGUAAGGUGGUGAUCUUUCAUUCCAGCUUCACGGAGAACUAUAGACUGUACUCACGGAGUCACUUUGUGAAAGGAUUCGAGCUUAUGCUCCUGCUAAUUGUUUAUGAUUUGUUUAGACGGUCAUACCAGAGCAGCAUGGCAUAUGUGUUGAUAACAUAUGCAAUUUGGUUCAUGUCAAUGACUUGGCUCUUCGCACCAUUUCUGUUUAAUCCGUCUGGAUUCAACUGGGGCAAGAUCGUCGAUGACUGGAAAGACUGGAACAAAUGGAUCAAGCAUCAGAAUCGAUUUUUCCUUUACCAAUAUGGUUUAGUCUAUCACCUCGAUAUAUCUGGACAGAACAAGAACUUCAUCGUCUAUGUGCUCUCAUGGGUUGUUAUUGUCGUGAUCUUUCUCUUGCUCAAGAUCGUGAACCUGGGGAGGCAAUACCUCAGUGCCGAUCACCAUCUGGCGUUCCGUCUGUUCAAAGCCUUCCUUUUCCUUGGCGUUUUAGCGACAAUCAUAACUCUGUCAGUCAUCUGUCAUCUAUCCCUGAGGGAUCUGAUUGUCUGCUGUCUGGCAUUUCUCCCUACCGGCUGGGGCCUGAUACUGGUUGCACAAACUCUGAGGCCUAAGAUUGAGAAUACCGGACUAUGGCACUUCGCUUGGGUGUUUGCACGUGCUUACGACUAUGGCAUGGGCGUCGUUCUUUUUGCGCCUAUAGCCAUCUUAGCGUGGCUGCCUAUAAUUUCAGCUUUCCAAACUCGUUUCCUCUUCAACGAUGCAGAUUCAGCCAAUUCUUGCUGGAAAGAAGAAACACAGAUCAUGAUUGUGCACGUAGUGUUUUUGUACAUGUUAUACAAGGAAGUUACAUUCUUAUACUGCCAGAAAAAUUCAUGUUAG